AAGCCUGGCCACCAAAAAACCACGGCCGCCUCAAUUUGUUUUCCAGCUGAAAACACUCAAACACUCGAAAUCCCACGGAAACCCAUCUGAAUUUUCAGUCUGAUAUAUCGAAUUCUUCCUCUGGGCUGACUUAAAUCUCUGGAUUAGAAACUGGGUCCUGUUCAAAAUCCCAAAUAAUCAAUCCAAAAAGGAUAAGUCUCAUGGAUUUGUAUUACGGAACUGGCGUCGAUGAUUUUGUUGUUCCAAAUGAUGGACAAUCGGAUAGGCUUCCAUCACCAGACAGUUGGUCAAGAUGGGGAAUAAGUCCAUCUGAAUGUUUUCAGUCGACUAAUAAAUGCUUUUCAAUGUAUCCACAAUUCAAUAGAGAGCUCAACUUCAGUGGUAACAGUUUGUGUGGUGAAGCCGUGAUGGAAACUUCUGUUAAUGAAAAAGAUCCGUCGAGCAGUUCAAGUGCAUGUGAAGGAUUGUCCGAGGCCUCUCUUCAGCAGAUUACUCUUUCAGACAAUCGGGCCUAUAAUCAACUUGAAGACCUAGCAGGACUCGACCAGAUGGAUGACAUUUUCUUGAGUUCCUUACUUGGUGAUCUUCCUGGGUCAGAAAAUGCACACAAAUCAUUCUAUUUUUGUUCUGAUUCCAAUGGCAUGUUACCUACUGAUUGUAUCUCUGCAAGCAUGAGUUUGGAAUCACCAAGUAUCUCGAGCAGUGUGCACAGUGCAGGAAAUUCAAUGUGUCUUCAAACUCAUGCCUUGUCACCAACUGUGGGUUCAGAUAAAGGGGAUUUCACUACUUCACAGUUUAUUCAAUGCAACUCGGAGCACAAAGAUUGUCUUCCAGUAAAGACAGCAGAAAGCAGCAUGGAUGGACUUGGUGGUGAGGAGUCAUCAGUUGAAGAGUCUGUGUUACAUGAACUAGAAAUGGUGAUGAAACAGUUGAAUGAGAAGACCCGAAUUUGCUUUCGAGAUUCCUUGUACCGACUUGCCAAUAACUCAAAAGAAAAUCACGCUACACAGAGCCAAGACGGAGAUGAAGAAAUGGAAAAUGAAAACCCUUCAUCAUGGACAGCCCAGGAUGAAACAGUCAGGUCAGGGAGCAAGAAAAGGACGGAAUCAGAUACGAACACCAUUGACAGAGCCGUUGCAAACCUCAUGUUUAAUGAGAUGGACUUUAAUGCACAAGACCUUUCUGGAGGAGCAUCAUUGGACUCCAAACAAGAAGUCUUUGGAGUGACUGAGCAACAAACUGACAACGCUUACCAGCCUCAAAUCUCUCAUUCACAUAUUCACUCACUUUUACCACAAGAUGCUGAAGUUCCAACACUAGGUGAAAGAGACAUGGAUGUGGCGACAGAUGAUCAAAUGCACAGCAGUUUACCGUCAUGUAAUGCUCGUGGGAAGCGAAAAGCUCCAAUGAGGGAGUUCGAGUCUACAAAUGGGUUCUAAAAGGUUAUUCAAAGAAAGGCGUACAUGGCAGUGGUCAAAGAACUUAGGUCCAACUGCUUUGAGAGCGGUUGUUACUUCGCUUGUACAUUUAAUCCCGUCUAAUUAGUGUGCAAUGUUCAAAGGUUUGAUGUCUCUCUGCUCUACUCAGUUUUGAUCGACAGGUGAAUGAGUGAAUUUAAUUCAGCAACUCGUCAUAGACUUGGAAUUACGCUUUCCUACAGAAGGCUCGUGCGAAUUUCACUAUAGUGUGUUGUAUUCAGAAGACUUUAUAUGCAUCCUCAAGUGUGCGCUAUAACUUGUAACUUGUUUGGAUUAAUUUUUAUCGCGAGGUACAUUUGUAGUC
Pyrus x bretschneideri (Chinese white pear) is the source of this 1782-nucleotide messenger RNA. Its product is annotated as protein LNK3. The transcript has 6 exons. The coding region runs from base 201 to 1439 and encodes 412 amino acids. NCBI's taxonomy places the organism in Eukaryota, Viridiplantae, Streptophyta, Magnoliopsida, Rosales, Rosaceae. Gene Ontology annotation, biological process: regulation of DNA-templated transcription; circadian rhythm. The record is from RefSeq and is a predicted model, not a curated record.